AAACCAGUUGCAUUUGCAGUCCGUACGAAUGUCGCCUAUGAUGGUUCAACUGACUCUCCUCCAGUGCCCAACACUGCUGUCUCUUUUGCUAUCAGGGACUUUCUGCACAUCAAAGAGAAGUUCAACAACGAAUGGUGGAUAGGUCGGUUGGUGAGAGAAGGUUCUGAUGUAGGGUUCAUUCCAAGCCCCACCAAGCUGGAAACCAUCAAACAACAACAAGUCAGUCAACCCAACGCCAAAAACACUAAAAAUAAGAACAACACUGCUUCAAAUGUUGAUAAUCUGCUCAACUCCAAAUCAACAACAUCUCGAAGUUCAACACCGCCGUCGCCAGGUUUCUUAUGUUAUCAACCGGCUCUUGAUAUUGGGGACGAUGAUGAUGAAGAUGAGGUCGGCAACCAACCAGCCACCACAAGCAACACUACCGCCAUCAACAGCACAAACCCAACUGCAAAUACUAAGGAAAAGAGGAAACCAUUCUUUAAAAAAAUGGACUCGAUCCCCCCUUACGAAGUGGUACCAUCCAUGCGGCCUGUCAUCUUCAUUGGUCCCUCGCUCAAGGGCUACGAGGUCACAGACAUGAUGCAGAAGGCGUUGUUCGAUUUCUUGAAACAUCGAUUCGAAAAUAGGAUCACAGUGACACGAGUGACAGCUGAUAUUUCAUUGGCCAAGAGAUCCGUCCUGAACAACCCGGGUAAGAGAGCUAUCAUGGAGAGGGCCAACAGCAGAUCAUCUUCAAUAGCUGAAGUGCAAGGAGAGAUAGAGCGAAUCUUCGAGCUAUCUCGCUCCCUACAGCUCGUUGUACUCGACUGCGACACCAUCAACCACCCCUCACAACUCACCAAGACGUCACUGUCACCAAUUAUCGUGUACAUCAAGAUCGCCUCCCAAAAGGUUCUGCAGAAGCUGAUAAAAACUAGAGGCAAGUCACAGAGUCGCAACAUGAAUGUGCAACUGAUGUCUGCUGAGAAACUCAAUCAGUGCAAUCCAGAAAUGUUUGACGUUAUAUUGGACGAGAACCAAUUAGAUGAGGCCUGUGAUCAUCUGUCUGAAUAUCUCGAAUCUUAUUGGCGGGCCACCCACCCC
Messenger RNA from Helobdella robusta, 1086 nucleotides. RefSeq lists its product as hypothetical. The transcript is spliced from 9 exons. The record is from RefSeq and is a predicted model, not a curated record. Gene Ontology annotation, cellular component: voltage-gated calcium channel complex. Gene Ontology annotation, molecular function: high voltage-gated calcium channel activity; protein binding. Gene Ontology annotation, biological process: neuromuscular junction development; regulation of voltage-gated calcium channel activity; calcium ion transmembrane transport. Lineage: Eukaryota; Metazoa; Annelida; Clitellata; Rhynchobdellida; Glossiphoniidae. The annotation marks the transcript as partial.